Messenger RNA from Meloidogyne enterolobii, 588 nucleotides. NCBI's taxonomy places the organism in Eukaryota, Metazoa, Nematoda, Chromadorea, Rhabditida, Meloidogynidae. The record is from the annotation of a GenBank genome assembly.
AUGUCAUAUUCAGGUAUUUAUUUUUUGGAAGGACGUGGCUGGCUGCUCUACUGUUGUGUUUGUGUGGAUCGUCAUAAAAUUAAAAAAUCGUUUCACACGAUUGGUUGUCGCGCACAAUUUUAUUACGAGAGAAGGAGAAUGUUCAAAUGUUCGCGCGAUGGCCAACUCUGGCUGACCAAACCUUUUCCUGGUUCCGUGUUCCGCGAAAUCAUCGUGGUACUACGGAGUAUUGGAGAAGACGUUUCUGAUAUAAAAUAUGUCAUCAAUUAUGACUAUCCGAAUAAUUCUGAGGACUAUGUUCAUCGAAUUGGACGUACUGGGCGUCAAGAUAAAACGGGGACGAGUUACACUUUCUUCACGCAAAAUAAUUCCCCGAAAGCUAGAGAUUUAAUUAAAGUUUUGGAAGAGGCAAAACAAGUAGUUCCCCCACGUCUUCAUGAAUUGGCUGAAAGUGCUUUUGGAAAAGAAAAGGGAAAAAGGCGUUGGCGCCAAACAGAAGGUGAAGGAUCUACUCCUCCAUUUAAUAUGAAAAAGGCGAAUGAUGAAGGAUUUAGUGCUGAUAAUGGAUUUCCAGAAGCUUUAUGGUGA